Molecule: messenger RNA, 1148 nt
Organism: Salvia splendens (bonfire salvia)
Lineage: Eukaryota; Viridiplantae; Streptophyta; Magnoliopsida; Lamiales; Lamiaceae
Exons: 3
Coding region: 1-990 (329 amino acids)
Source: RefSeq, a predicted model, not a curated record
AUGGAAUUUACUCAAACCUUCAUUGUUUUCACCUACCACAAACCAUUCAUCUAUACAAACUUUGUUUCCCCACCAAUGAUGUUCAUUUGGUUGGUCAAAAACGUGUCGGAACAUUCGUCGAGCAGACGAGCGGUGCCAUCGCUGUUCGGCCCGUUGCUGCACGUUGUUGCUGUUGUUGGCUGCUGCACAGAGCCGGGAGACGCUGCUGUACGAACGUUGCUGCUCCGCCGUCGCUCCCUUUCCUCUUUCGACCACCAUCACUCAUCUCUCUAUCAAUUCGUUUUGUUCCAUCACUGUAAACUCUGCAACUCACGGUCCAGAUCGGUCGUCGUCGGCUACUGCCCGUUGGUCAGCCUGUUCGCCGCCGACGUCGCCGCUGCUGACUCCGAUUCGUCACCCGUGUCCACCACAGACGCUCGGCGCUGCUGCGUCGUCGCUGCUGUGCAGUCGAAGGUCUUGCAGUGUCGCCGUCAUCACCGAGCAGCCGCUGCUGGGGUCGCUCUUUGUCACCGCCUUCCAGCCGUGAGUCCAUCGCUGUCACGAUCAGCCCUUGCUGCACAUUGUUGCUGCUGCUCAGAGCCGGGAGACGCUGCUGUCGCGCGUCCAGAUUCUCCAUAUCGCGUCGGUGCUCACGCCGGCGCCUCUGCUUGUCGGUUAGCUGCUGCUAGACGUCGACAGUUGCUGUGCAGAAGGUUUGCCGUCGAUCCGUCGGGUUCGUUCAGCGUCAUCGCUGCCGGGAGAUGCCGUUGUAGCCGCUGCUCCGUCGCCGCUGGGAGACGCUAUCGCUCGCCUAUCCUCCGUCGCACGCCGCGUGGGGUCACCGCUGUCCGUAAGCAAAAUUCGCUGUUGCUCUCGACUCCGAGACCUCGCUGUGCCAUUGCUGUCGGCGUACCCCUCUCAAAAGGAUUGAAAUCCUCCUCUCAUCAACCGCUGCCUCACUCUUUUCUCCCCUCACCUCUCGGUUUUCUUCUCUCCAAAUUGGAUGUGUGAAACGUGAAAUAUGUGGAGUUGGAAACUGAUGUGGGAGGAAUAUAUAUUGUUUAGAAUUAGUGGGGAAAUCUCUAAAAGCAAAGUCAUGAAUGGCCGUUGUGAUGUUUGUGGUGGUGGAGGUAGUGGAAUAGAGUAUAUAAUUUCUUGUUGAGAUAAUG